AUGAAGAUUGAAACUCUUCGCGAGAUAUCCUCGCACAACCUGCGAACCUUCCAAAAUCACUAUGUUUCCGAGAUCUCCGGUUCGCUUGGCGAUCUGGGAACCUUUCUUCCCAUCGCCAUCGCCCUUGCUGUCAACGGGACCGUCUCGCUGUCCAGUACGUUAAUAUUCUCAGGCAUCUUCAACAUCCUGACCGGUCUGUUCUUCGGGAUCCCACUGCCCGUGCAGCCGAUGAAAGCCAUUGCCGCGGUAGCCAUCGCCCGAUCCUUCAGCAACGGGACCAUCGCUGCGGCCGGGAUUUUCGUAGGCGCAUGCAUCCUGAUCUUCAGUGUGACGGGUCUACUUCACUGGUUUGCCAAUGUGAUUCCCAUCCCGGUCAUCAAGGGCAUCCAGGUCGGCGCGGGAUUGUCCCUGGUCAUCGCCGCGGCGGGGAAGACCCUCGCGCCGCUGGGGUGGCUCCAGCCUUCAUGGGCGGAUAACCGUCUGUGGGCCAUUGCGGGGUUUAUCUUUCUGCUAUUCACGAACUUCUAUCGCAGUGUGCCGUAUGCGCUGAUCGUGUUCACCCUGGGAUUGGCGUUUGCGCUUGUCCAGUCGACGUUGGCGGCCAGCCUGCCGUCGCUGGAGAUUUGGCGGCCGUUUGUGGUGAUUCCCGGGAUGUCGGAGUGGAAGGUUGGCGCGUUGGAUGCCGGAGUUGGGCAGAUCCCGCUGACGACGCUCAACUCGAUUGUGGCGGUUGUGCAUCUGGCGGGCGAUCUUUUGCCACAGGUGAAGACGCCGUCCAUCACGGCCAUCGGGCUGAGUGUGGCUGGGAUGAAUCUCGUUGGGUGCUGGUUCGGGGCGAUGCCGGUCUGCCAUGGCUCUGGUGGGUUAGCGGCGCAGUACCGAUUCGGGGCGCGUUCUGGCUCGAGUGUCAUUUUCCUGGGAGGGUUGAAACUGGUGAUUGGCGUAUUCUUCGGGGAGACUCUCGUUGGGCUGCUAAAGCGGUUUCCUUCCGCGCUGCUUGGCGUAAUGGUCAUCGCAGCCGGUCUGGAGCUGGUCAGUGUCGGCGAGAGUCUCAACACCACUGGAGCCAGAGAUAUCGCCGGGAUUGGGCAAGGACUUACAGGCGAUAGCGAGCACGAAAUCGGGCCCAUGCUCAGUGAUGUCGAGCGGAAGAGGCGGUGGACAGUCAUGAUGGUUACUGUGGGCUUGCUCGUGGGGUUCAAGAAUGAUGCCAUCGGCUUCGUGGCGGGCAUGCUUUGCCACUGGGUGUUUCAGCUGCCCUGGGCGUUUGAGAGAGCACGAGCGAGAUGGAGCGAGGGAAGGAUCAGGGUAUAG
Molecule: messenger RNA, 1314 nt
Organism: Aspergillus novofumigatus IBT 16806
Lineage: Eukaryota; Fungi; Ascomycota; Eurotiomycetes; Eurotiales; Aspergillaceae
Product: putative sulfate/molybdate transporter
Exons: 1
Coding region: 1-1314 (437 amino acids)
Biological process (GO): molybdate ion transport
Molecular function (GO): molybdate ion transmembrane transporter activity
Source: RefSeq, a predicted model, not a curated record